This is a messenger RNA of Styela clava, 864 nucleotides long. Its product is annotated as putative methyltransferase DDB_G0268948. NCBI's taxonomy places the organism in Eukaryota, Metazoa, Chordata, Ascidiacea, Stolidobranchia, Styelidae. The record is from RefSeq and is a predicted model, not a curated record. Gene Ontology annotation, molecular function: S-adenosylmethionine-dependent methyltransferase activity.
AUGGAGGCCCGAUUAUAUCAAAAUCACCAUGCUGCUGAGUUAUUCGUAAAGGAUAAGAUUACUUAUCCGGAUAUAUUGAAAAAGUUCAUUAUUGAUUUCUUACUGCGGCUUGACCCUGAUCGCAAAUCAGAUCAACUUCAGUUUGAUCUAAUGUUAGAUAUGGGAUGUGCAAACGGUCUUCAAACAAAGAUAUUUGCGGAACAUUUUAGUAAAGUAAUAGGUAUUGACAAAAGCGAAGAACAAAUAAAAAUGGCGAUUAAGGAAAAUUCAAGCGAUAACAUUCAAUAUGUUAUUGGAGAUGAGAGUAAUAUGCCAGCCUUGGACAAUACGGUAGAUCUAGUGUGGUGUUGCUUUGCAUUUCAUUACAUGAACGUUGAAACCUAUAUAAGAGAAUGUGAAAGAGUUUUGAAAUCUACAGGCGGCACCAUAAUUUGUGGACAUGAUUUCGUGGACAUUAUGCUGCAUGAAAAUGAGGGUUCACAACUACAGUCUGGAAUGAACAUCUUGGAGCAAUACCUCAGAAAAUCGGCGGAGUGGUUUAAAACCCACGCUCCUCUGCAAUACGAGCUUACUUUGCGAUACGAAAAGGUUUACAACAGAAUAUCAGGAGUAAGGAAGUACAGAAAUGAUGACUUGGUCGGUGCAAUCUCUCUCUCACUGGAAGACUUAAGAACACAUUUCAAUGCAAUUCCGGAAUAUUACAUGUUUCAGGAAUGGGUGAAGGAAAACGAAAAUCAUGAUCCUUUGGAAGAAUGUAUAAAAAAAAUGAAAAAAUUAUGGAAAUUAGAAAAUAGUCUGGAUUGUGACGUCAAAGUAACAAUAAAGUUGUCGUUUUUUGUGAUUUGCUUCACGAAGAACGUAUAA